This is a messenger RNA of Cinara cedri, 4632 nucleotides long. NCBI's taxonomy places the organism in Eukaryota, Metazoa, Arthropoda, Insecta, Hemiptera, Aphididae. The record is from the annotation of a GenBank genome assembly.
AUUGUAAACGGUAUUGUAUAAAAUCUUGUGUAAUUUUACAUUCAGUAGCCAUGUACAUUUUAAAUGUUUAAUAGUUUUCCUUUAUAAACCUACCUUGGAUUAUUUUAAUUUAACAAAGUCUUGAAAGUGUGAGUGAAUAGUUACUAUUUUAAUAAUUUGUUUAUGUGUUUGUGUUUAUGGAUUGAAAAGGAUUUGAAAGGUAUAGUUGAUAUCUUUGAAUAGCAGUCACUCAGGGGACUGUCGGAAUUGCACGCAAUUUUGAAAAAUUAAUAAAUUAAUGGGACUGUGCUGGGACAGAGAAAUUUGUCCAUUAUUGGUAAGUGUCCACUAAUUAACAGUUGUUUGUUAAGAAAGUUUCACUAUUCAUAUUAAUAAAUACUUUAAAAAAAAAUAUAUUUAUAUUUGUAAGAUCCGAGAGGGACAUUUUAUAAAUUUAUUUUGAAACAAAAAGCAUAUGAAAAAAGUAAACUAUCUAUUUGGAUUUAAAUUUUGGAGAAAAAUGAUGAAGAGAAAGACAGAAGAAAGAGAUGGUUAGAUGCUAUUGAGAAUAAUAUGAGGACAGCUGAUGUAUGGGAAGUAAAAGAUCAGAUCAAAUGGAAGUUUAGAAGGAGGAUGGCUGAUAAAUUGUUCAAAAGAAGUAGUUUAAAAAAAAUAAAUAAAAUAUUAGGAUCAUAGUGCAAAGCUUUAGUAAUUAUUAUAAAACAAAUUAAAUAGUACAAAGUCGUCACAGAUGUCAGAUCUUUGUAGGAUACUUUAUACAGUGUCCCGUCAUGUUCAACAGAUUUUUCUCGUUCUGUUUAAUUGUUUUUGAUUUUAAUUUUUUUUUUCAAUCAGUUUGUCUGAGGAAAACAUAAAUGUUGAGAAAAAUUAAUUAUUUAUUCAAUUUAACCAUUUUGUAAAAAUAUUAUUUUUAAAAUUUUUAAUGUAUCAUACAUUAAUUUAUAGUUUCUUAAUUAUAGCCUAUUUAAUUUCUAGCAAAUGGACACGAAAAAAUUAAUAUUCAAUAAAAGGUAAAGAAUUACUGUGCUGAUUAUAAUUCCUCGUCGCAUAACGUGUUAUUUUAUUGAAUAUUAUUUGUAUUCAUGCCUAAUUAAAACGGUUAUAAUUAAGAAAUUAUUCAUCAGAUAUGAAUGUGUGAUGCAUUAAAAUUGUUAGAAUAAUAAUUUUUUACAAAAUGGCUAUUUUCUCAAGUGAAUAAAUAGAAAAAUUAAUAAUAAAAAGUUAUUUGUUUUUUGUCUAUAGGGGCGAAAAUAAAAAUUUAAUUUUUCUCCAAAGAAAUGUCUCCCUUGAAGAUAAACCAAUUGAAAACAAAAAAUUGAAACAAAUUUAAUAUUAACAGUACUAGAAAAAUUAGUCGAACCUGCUAUGGUAUGUAAUUAAUUUGCAAAUUUUUUUUUACAGAUCCUAUGAAAUAUUUCAUAAAUUUAUCCAAGAAGAUAUUUCAUAUAAAAAGGAAAAUGUCUUCUAUUAAAUUAUGUUUAUGGCCAAAUUACAUGUUUGUAAAUCAAGCGGUUCCUCCAGGACAAACUGAACAACAAUUAAUGAUAACUUUGUUAUCACCUUUUAAAAAUUCAAAAAGAAUAAAUUUGUGUCGAAGUCCAAAUGACACUAUUCAAAUAUUUAUUGAUAGAUUAAAAAUAAAAUGUUUUCAAACUUGUGAUAAGAACAAAAAGCUAGGAGCUAAAAGUGGUAACUUUUCAAUAAAAGUUAAUGAAAUAGUUGUAUCUGACAAUUCUAAGUGUGGGGAAAUAUUUAAGCAGAACAAAUCCCAUAUUACCCUUGAAGUCGAUGAUUAUGUAUUUAAAGUUUUAUUUAAUGCACCAAUGAUUAUGAAAGCAAAAGUAAAUACACCCAUCUAUGAAGGAUUAAUGUUAUAUCCAUUUGCAUUUGAGAACUCUUACAAUGUAUCUUUAAUAAAUAGUAAAUAUAUAUGGUACAAAAUUGAUGCAAAAAAUGAAAUAGAAGUGGGUAAUGGAAGUGUUUAUGUACCAACUAGAAAUGAUGUUGAUUUCAAUUUAAAAUUAGUAAUAAACCCUUGUAAUGAAGAUGGUCAAUUUGGUCCUGCAGUAGAAAUAUUAACUUCAAAAGUUCAAACAAAUAAUGUUGAUGUAUAUCCAUAUGAAAAUAGGUUAAAAAUAAAGCCAGAUAAUAGGUAUAUGCACUUAAUUUAUUAUAAAUUCUAGUUUUAUUCAAAAUGGAACUCUAGUUAUAUAUUAUCUAAAUGCAUGAUUUUACAUCAGCUAGUGUUUAGGUUAACAUAAUUUAGGACACUCAUUUUCUUGAAUCUGUAUAAGGUUUGAAUCAAUAAGUGGUUAAGUUUGCAUACCCAGUGGUAGUCCAAAAUGUCUAGAUAAUAUAGUUAUACAGCAAUAAAUAUGUUUUUCAUGUAGAUAUUUGAUAGUUUCAUAAUUACAAUUAUAUUAUCAAAUAGUUUUAUUUUAAUUUAGAAUAUUUAAUACUGGUAAUUAAAACUUAAAUUUGAUUGUAUUAUACAGUGUUAGUUAAUUUAAUUUGUUAUAUGUAUUUAUAGUAUUCGAAUUGUGACUUACAAUAUACUUGCUAGUAUGUAUACUCGUACUAAAGAAGCUAAAAAUGAUAUGUUUUCAUAUUGUCCAGAAAAAUUCAUUGCGUCAAGUUAUCGAAAUCCUCUUCUCUUGAAAGAACUAAUAGGUAUAUAUGAUAGAAUAUGAUUUAUGUAUUACUAUAUUAUUAUUUUUUUUUUUUUUUAUAUAAUUAUGUGUAGCAUAUGAAGGUGAUAUAUUAUGUUUGCAAGAAGUAGAAAUUCAAUUUUUUUAUAAAGAGUUAAGUCCAUUCUUAAAAAAAUGCUUAGGCAUGGAUGGAAUAUUUUUAAGAAAAUGUGGUAAUAAAAAUGAGGGCUUGGGUUGUUUUUAUUCUUCUGAUAAAUUUAAGUAUGUUAUAGUUUUUAUUUAUAUAUAUAUACCUAAUAAUAAUAAUAGUUAGUAUUUUAUCUAUAUCUAUAUGUAUUUGAAGGGCUCAGAAAAAGAAUGAUAGUGGUCCAUUUUUUUGCAAAACUUGUCCAAUAAAGCAAUUUUCUCAAUAACCAUAUAAACUAAAUUAAUUUUUAACCAACACCUUUAAUAUUUAUUAUACAUAUUCACUGACUAGAUCUCAAUAUUUCAAAAUAGUCUCAAAACACCAUGGAAUGGUACCAUUAUCUCAACAUUUACGAUAUGGACUACUAUCCUUCUUCCUUUGAGCCCUUAAAGUAUUAUCAUUUAACAGUUUCUUUUUUUACAUAUAUAUUUCAGUCUAUUGAAUCAGUUUAAUAUUAAAUUAAAUGAUUUAAUUACCUUGGAAGUUUACUGUGGAUCUAUUAUAAAAGAAAUUCUUAAUGAUGAAUUUUGGAAACAAGGAUUACAAAAAAAAACUGUUUUACAAGUUAGUAUUUAUUUUUAAUUGAUGUAUAUUUAAAAAUAUAAUAACUUAAAUUAUUUUAUUUUAAAGGUUUUAGUGCUAGAAUUGAUUUCUGAAAAAAAACAAAUAAUUAUUUUAUGUAACACUCAUUUAAUAUCUGAUCCUGAUGGAGAUGCUGUGCGAUUAUUUCAAGCUUUAAUUGAACUAACAAUUGCUAAUAAAAUCAAAAGUUUAACUGUUAAUAAUGUAAGUAUCUAUUUUAAUGUGAAAUUAAUAUUCUUUAAUUUAUAUAAUUAUUAAUAAUAAUAUUAAUAUUCAUUUAUAAGGCAUAUAGGUACCUAAAUUUAGUAGAAAAGAAAAAUAAUAAUGUGAAGUGAUGUGGUAAAUAUUAUUUAAAAUUUGUAUAUGAAAGAAUAAAGUAUAAAUAUAAAAUAUCAAAACUAAUUUUUAUUUAAACAUAACAUUUAAUGAAUUAAAUUAAAUUUAAAUUUAGUUUUUUCAAUGAGUAUUAUUUAUUUACGAUUUCCCAAUAUCCAUUAUCCUUCUAUAAAGAAAUUUACUUUUUAAUGAUGCUAUAUUUUUUUCAUAAAUUUCUUAAUUUGUUUGCUAUAAACUAUUACUUAAAAACAACAACAAGUAAAUUUAACAAGUCAACAAAUUUAUGUAAAUUAAUGACAAAUAAUGAAUUAAAAAAAAAAAUUAUGUUAAUAAGAUAACUUAUAAUUUUUUCAGUAUCCUAAACAUAAAGUAUCUGUAAUAUUUUGUGGAGAUUUCAAUAGUACUCCAGAAAGUGGUGUCUAUGAUUUGUUUACCAAAUUAUCAUUACCCGCAGAACACAGUAAAUAUGUUUUAUUUUAUACCCAAAAGCUAUACAAAAACAAUAAAUUUAAAUAUAAUUUGAUUUUUUUUCAGGGGAUGAAAAAAUUUUGAACAAUUUAAGAAAUAAUAUUUUAUUUAAAAUGAACAGUGCUUACAAUAUUGAUGUAGAAUAUAGUCAUUUCACACAGUCAUUUGUUGGUCUUUUAGACUAUAUAUAUUUUACUGAUGAUAACUUAGAACUUAUUCAGGUAAAAUAUUAUUGCAUUGAAUAAAUUAAAAGAUAAUUAUUUAUUAUUAUUGGUAUUGUUCUUUUAGGUAUUAUCAAUGCCAUCACAUGAAGAUGUUAUAAGAAAUGUGGGACUUCCUAGUAUAUUAUUUCCUUCAGAUCAUCUACCAUUAAUAGCAGAUUUCAUAACAAAAUGAGAAUUCACAAUGUUU